Fusarium odoratissimum NRRL 54006 is the source of this 1146-nucleotide messenger RNA. RefSeq lists its product as uncharacterized. The transcript has a single exon. NCBI's taxonomy places the organism in Eukaryota, Fungi, Ascomycota, Sordariomycetes, Hypocreales, Nectriaceae. The coding region runs from base 1 to 1146 and encodes 381 amino acids. The record is from RefSeq and is a predicted model, not a curated record.
AUGAGUCCCAGCGUUCCUACAACUACCAAUCGUGCCUUAUGGCUCUCCUCAUUCGACAAACCUCUAGAGCUCGUUGAACUCCCCGUCCCUGAGGCAACAGCUGGCUCAGCCGUCGUCCAAGUUCUAAACACAGUGGUAUUCCCAUAUGCCGAAGAUAUUCACCAGGGCAAGUUGCCUGUCUUCAACCUGAGCCUUCCCCUGGUGCCGCAUCCAAGCCAUAUCGGCCGGGUACACGCCGUCGGAUCGGAUGCCAUACUUGCCAAGCCCGGUGAUCUGGUCUUUUUCUCGGCCGCCAUCUAUGCGCGAGACGAUCCUAGCGUGAAUAUUAUCCAGGGUCACCACGGUGGAGAGGGUACGAAAGGCCGCAAGCUCAUGCAGGGAGAAUGGCGAGACGGCGCCCUCCAACAGUAUCAAAAGGUCCCUCUCGAGAAUAUCUUUGUGUUGGACGAGGAUCGGCUAUGCAAGCAGCUUGGAUACACACCCGCGGACCUUCAUGAGAUCUCCUUCUAUAGCAUCUCUGCUGGAGCUUUAUUCGAGGCUGCCAAUCUACUAGCAGGCGAGACGAUUGUACUGGGGCCAGCCACUGGGACCUAUGGAGGUAUCACCUCCGACAUGGCACUGGCUCUGGGCGCCAACGUCAUUGCCAUUGGUCGCAGUGAGACAAAGCUCGUAUACCUGAAACAGCAGCUUGGGAACCACGAGCGAUUCAGCUAUGUUGUCAUGACUGGAGAUGACGAGGUGGACGCGGCCGCAAUCCGAAAGGCAAGCCCCAAUGGGCGCGGUGUCGAAGUAUACAACGAUUGGGCAUCAGGCAGCUUGAACGGCUCUCCGUACUUCUCGGCCGCCAUACAGGCCGUGCUACCAGAAGGGAGAGUUGUCCUUAGCGGAGCGCCAUCUGGGUCUAUCUCAGUUCCGUACACACUCGUGAUGCACAAAAACAUCAAGAUCAUUGGUAAGGUCAUGGUAUCACGAGGAGGAAUUGAGUUGACUAUCAAGAUGGUGAAUUCGGGGGUUCUCAAGCUCGGCAAGCGGGGGGGCUCGAGUCACAAGGUUUACGGCUUGGGGGAGCAUCACGAGGCUUUCGAAGAUGCAAAGCAGAAUAGUGGCUUCAGAGUCUACACCGACGUUGCUCCUAACUCAUGGUAG